Molecule: messenger RNA, 1629 nt
Organism: Funneliformis mosseae
Lineage: Eukaryota; Fungi; Glomeromycota; Glomeromycetes; Glomerales; Glomeraceae
Source: the annotation of a GenBank genome assembly
AUGAAGAUCGGAUACUUAAAUAGAGUUGGUCAAAGUAAUCCAUGUACAGAAAAUUCGUCUGUACGCAGUGUUGCCACGGACAAUGUCUGGGACAGUAUUUAUUAUAAAUCUCCAAAAAUUAAAAUGAACAUGUACGAUCAAGAAACAAAUUUUCCCGAAAUAAGGAUUAUAAAUCUUGCCUAUGGCAUUGGCAUUAACGUUAACAGCAUAAUUGGAUCGGCAAUUGUCACUGCACCAGGAAUUAUUUGGAAUUCAGUAAAGUCUCCAGGAAUCGUAUUAUUAUUAUGGUUAAUAGGUGGACUCGUUAGUAUGGCGGGGUCCUUAACAUAUGUUGAGCUUGGCGUUAAACAUAGGAUAAGUGGAGGCGAAACAAAAUAUUUACAGACCGCUUACCCACAUCCAAGAAAAUGUAUAAGCUACCUUUUUAGUUUCAUGUACAUUUUUGCGAUUAAGCCAGGAAUUACAAGUGCGAUUUUGCAAUCUGCGGCGCAGUAUCUUUGGUAUACUAUUAGUGGAGCUCAUUUUAAUAUUGAACAGGAUAAAAAUGGAUGGAAUCUUCCAUUUUCUCCGUUCUGGGUUAUAAAAUUCAUCGCGAUUGCAAUGUUGUUUGUUAUAACAGCAUAUCAUAUGAUUGCCAUAGUCGGAAUUUGUAGAUUAUUUUUGGAUUGGGAAACAAGUCGACUCCACUGGCAAAAGCCAUUAGAAGGAAAUACAGACUUCACAGCUUAUACAUCUUCAAUUUUACUGAUUAUGUUUAGCUAUGAAGGAUGGAACAGUUUAAAUUACUCGUUGAACGAGUUUAGGAAUGUGGAAAGGGAACUUCUCUACAGCAAUAGUAUCAGUGUUGUCAUUGUUACAUUAUUGUAUCUUCUUGUAAAUAUUGCGUUUAUUUCUGUUGUACCUAAAGAAGAUAUACUUAAUAAUGGAAAAGCGGAUCAAAUUAUAGCCGCAACUUUCUUUAAUAAAGUAUUUGGUGGAAAUGAGACAAUAGUUAGAAUUUUUACUUUUCUAAUCGUACUUUCUGUGAUUGGCACUGCUGCAUCAAAUGUGUGGAGUGUAUCAAGGGUAAUCGUUACAACGGCAAGAUCAAAUUUUUUUCCCAUUUAUUCAGAACAAUUAAAAAUUUGGCAUGAAUAUUUUCAUACUCCAAUUAACGCUUUAAUAUUGCAAUUCAUUUGGAAUUCAUUUAUUAUAUUGAUCGUCGGUAGUUCUUUUACAAUAAGCAAUUAUGAAUUAUUUUCAUCAUUUGCAAUGUAUAGUUAUUGGAUCUUUUAUGUUGCUACUGGUAUAGGGUUAUUUGUAAUUCGACAUAGAGAACAUAGAGAAUUAAGGGACAAUGUACAUGAACAUGAUCAAGAAAUUAAUUCAAUUAAUAGCGACGGAAAUGAAAAUCAACUAUUUGAAGUUCCAUUAUUUAUAACAGUAAUUUUUAUUUUGUCAGGAUUAUAUAUUUUGGUAUUUUCCUUUGUUAUCAACGUUAAAUGCCCAGAAUCUAUAGCACCUGAAUCAAUUGAAUGUAGUCAAUAUUUGACAACACAAAGAGUUCAACAAAUGUCACCAUUACUUAUUAGUUACGGAACUCUUUAUAUUGCUUUAAUAUCUUGGUAUUAUUGGUGGAGAAGUACCUAG